Parathielavia appendiculata is the source of this 3631-nucleotide messenger RNA. RefSeq lists its product as uncharacterized. The coding region runs from base 447 to 3134 and encodes 895 amino acids. The record is from RefSeq and is a predicted model, not a curated record. Gene Ontology annotation, biological process: protein deubiquitination. The transcript has 5 exons. Gene Ontology annotation, cellular component: cytosol; nucleus. NCBI's taxonomy places the organism in Eukaryota, Fungi, Ascomycota, Sordariomycetes, Sordariales, Chaetomiaceae.
AUCGCAUCGGCCCGCCAAGACCCGAGCUUGGAUUGGAGUGGGCAGCUUCCCAAAGGUGCACGAUUGACCUCGACAAACACCCACGCCAGCUUGCUCACGUUCAUGAGCAGAUUAAAAUGAAAUAUGCACACGUUCUGUGCUCUUGACUGGAGCUGGUUUUAUCUUUAAGUUAUACUCACAGGUUCAUUGAGCAUCCACAGUCCUGACUAUACGCACGGGUCGGGACCGCCGAGAUUCAAGACCAGGACCAGAUCAGAGCUCCGUGCCAUCACCACACUUUCUGGUAGCGGGUCGCCUGUUGCUACUCACUCGACACCCGCCGACUUCACAAAUCGAAUUGCCGCAUUCCAUUUCAACUUCACUUCUCUGUAUGACAUCUUGAACCUGGCUUCAAAUAACGUCUUAGCGUCCGACGGCGCAGCCAUCGCGGGAGCGGGACAGUCAACAUGGCAUAUAAUGGGGGAUCCGUCUCUGCGGAGCAGGUCGACAUGGUGACGAUGGUCACUGGCUUCGCGGACCAAGCUUUGAUUAGGAAUGCGCUGCAGGACAACCAUGGCAAUGUCUCGAACGUUAUUAAUGAGUAUCUGGACGACGCUGAAAAGUUUCGACGGAAGUAUGGCUGGGACGAGAACGCAUUCUCCGCGGGCCGCGAAGGCGAGAACACUCCGGGGAGCAACGCCAACGGCCCUGCAUUUGUGGUACACCCGCCAGUUAUUUACGGGACCGAGCCGAGCAGCUUCUUCGACACUGCCCCCUCACGGCCUCCGUCGAGAGCAAAUAACAGAUCGCCCAUGAGCCGUCUGGUCGACGUUGCCGUCGGCGAGUACACGACAGAUGCGCCGAGCAACCGGCAGGAGGAAGAAGACCAACUACGGCGGGCCAUCAACGAAUCCUUGAGCGCGUCGGGCGUCCAAAGUCCCCAGACAUUCCCGCCGCCCCCACCGCCGCUCCCGCAGCAGUCGGGCAUUACCAAUAGCCCUGGGCUCCUUCCGAUACACUUUGGUCCUGCCAACCGCCUGGACUACGAUCCGGACGAGUGGGCAAUGAUUGAGCUGAAAAAUAGAGAGACCGAUCCGGACCCGUCUCUUAGGGCGAGGAAGGCCGGAGCCCCGGUGCUCUUACGUUGUCGCCAAGAAAAGGUCUGGGAGAAGCAUCGCAUCGGGGCCCUUUUGAUGAUACUUCAGCAAAUCCCUGCUGCCCGCAACGCGCUGCUCCAGUGCGGCGAGACGCCCCGCUACGGUUAUGGUACCAACGGCGACUGGUGGCAAGGACAGCCGAUAUUGCCGCCAAGUCAGAUGGCCCCUAAUGGAUGGCCCAACGACUCGGCUGUGUCUUGGUCAGACGAGCUUCAUCGCUUGAUCGCCUUUCUCGAGGCAACGGAGCGGUCGUAUGGAACAGCCGAUAUCCUCCCUCAAGCUAGCAAUCUCGCCGGAAAGGAGACUGGAGACGCGGAAAAGGACUUCUUUUCGAACUUCGCGGAAUUGCACCCAGCCGAGGGCCCCAACGAGAACAGGGAGGCGCUCAUCUCCUCAGUCGAGAUUGUGGCAUUUGAUGACGGCAGUCCACAAGGUGGUGACCGAUUCGGUCUUUUGGACCUUCAGGUCAGCAAAGACGCCGACCCCCAACCUGAAGAUCUGUACAACGUUAUGGAUUGGCUCUUCUUUCCGGACCUGAAGCUUGCCAAGGAAGACCCAAGCGCUGCGCGGAUGGCGUGGAUAACCCAACCCUCCGAUAUUAUUACAUGUCGCCUCCAGGCAGACGAUGGGCUGCCCGGGCCGCUCCUGUUACCCGAAACUUUCUUUCUGGACCGGUACAUGAGAACUCGGGGCAAAGAGAUCCAUGAGAUCCAGAUGGAUAUGAUUGCCUUGUGGAAGGCGUACGAUGCCUGGCAGCGGAAGGAGGACGAGCUGAUAAAAUGGGUCAACCCACAGACGAACAAGGCCUACGACCGUAGAGUCCUGAUCAAGGCCGCUGUGCGCCGCUGCCGCGAAAGGAUAAGGAGAAUUAGUCAUCGCGCCUAUUGGAGGGAGCACGAGCAGACGCCUGCUGAUGGUGAGGGCGAAUACUACCUACCAGAACAUGUCGGUAAACCAAUCCUGCUGUCCGAGGAGGCCAGCAUCGUUGCCCACUACCAGGCGAAAACCCAGGAGCUCGAGGGCCAGCUAGCCGAAAUGGAGCGCCUUAUGAAUGAACAAGCCGUACCAGAAAGGCAGACUAUCCAUGAAAUCAAGGCCAGAUUGUCUCAGCUUCUUACGAGGCCCUCCAGGGAAGAGAGGUGGAACCCCACGCACAAGUACACUCUGCGUGGCGUGGUUAGCGACCCAAACACCGUCUACCUGCGAAUGCGUGGACCAGUCGGUGAGCCUGAGGCCACACCUGCCGAGGGUAGUCCCGCCUCCGGCGAGUCCGGCGAAGGGGGGUGGUGGAAGGUGUCCUUCAGGACGGAAGACAACACGGUCGAGCAUACAGCCGUAGAGUACGAAAACGUCUUGCUCGAGGCCUGUGGGACUGGCUGCCAGCCCAUUGCGGUAUAUGCAACAGACAAGGCCAUGGCGCAAGAAUACCUACCGCUGUCAGACGCGCUCAAGACAUUUGUCAAGCUCGAUAACCGCCUCUUCAAGCAGGAGCUGUUGCAGUCCAACAGGAUAGGCCAUAAGCGGAGCGCCGGAUUGGGGGACGGCUCGCAGUCCAAGCGGCUCCAGCGGUCGGUCAGCAUGGACUCUAUGGCCACCAACCAGGCCUCGGCGGGAGGCUCCGAUAACGAUACGCGUGACGGGUCGCUCGACCCCGACCCCAUAGGUACCUGGUCCGGCGGCUCGCCCGAGCGGGGUUUGGUACAAGAUGACAGCAUCCCCGACCUCGUUGACCAGCCUCCUCAGCAUCCGCCUCCCCCGUACGCAAAUGAUGUCGAGAUGGAGACUGGCGUGUCCCCAACGCUCGCACAGGUGACGCUGCAGGAUCCAAAGAGCAGCAGUCCGCCGGCGCCAGAAAUGCAGGAGCGACCGAACGCGCAGUUUGUCACGCGACCGAACAUCAGCGGCAGCGGUGCGGCUGCUGGCGUAGAGGAGGAGCCCCUGAUCGACCUUGGCGAUGGCAACAACGGCCGGUUCGAGGCCCCCGUUAAUGGCCUUUAGGAAAAGGGCUCUUCAAGGGAGUGGGGAGUGGAGCGACGUGGUCAUUCAGGACUGUCAGGAAUGAACUUGAACCAGCCUUCGUCAUCGUCGGCGUCGUCGUCGUCCCGAAUCGAAUCAGGCUCCCCGAGUGCCGACAGGGAAGCUGUGAAGGGGGUAAUCCUCCCUGCUCUGAGACCAAAGAGGAGGGUGAUGAGCGAGGCGGAUCCGGCGGGCGUGACGAAACGGGCCCGGACGAGUGGGUGCUGGUGGUGAGGAUGAAUGUCGGGUUGGGUCGCAUUAUCAGUUGUUCAGUCAUCAGCGUGGUUUUAGCACGGUGGGUUGGGAACGGGGGAUAGAAUACGGACUACACAUUCUGUCAGUUUUAGAGAACCUCAGCGGGGUUCUGGUUGACGUUAUCAGGUUAGUGGUAAUGUAGGCAUGACUUGGGAGUAGCAUCCGGAUGCAUUGGACGGUAUGAUACCCCUGAGCAAGUCCAUCAUCUUGACGUUUAGCUGCCA